AGCGCGCUUGGAAUCCAGCAGGCGGUUGCUACCGCGUCUUCCACAACCUCCGCGGUCUGGAGCUGGCCUCCCCCACCGCCGCCCCAACCACCGGCCCCGCCGCCAUCACCACCACCGUCACCUCCGCCGCUGCCUCCUUGGGGCCCUCCUCCUUCACCGCCCUCUUAGCCACCUCUACACAUUCUAGGCUUUCUGUCCUGGAGAAGAAGCUAUAAUCGGUUUCCUUGUGGGUCCGGUGCGCAGCCAUGGCGGAGGGCGGCGGCAGCGGCGGUGCGGGCCCGGCCUCGACCCGGGCCAGCGGGGGCGGCGGCCCCAUCAACCGGGCCUCGUUGCCCCCUGGCGACCCUCAGCUUAUCGCUGUCAUCGUGGGGCAGCUCAAGAGCCGGGGCCUUUUUGACAGCUUCCGCCGGGACUGCAAGGCUGACGUGGACACCAAGCCAGCUUACCAAAACCUGAGCCAGAAAGCGGAUAAUUUUUUGUCGACACAUCUGGAGAAGCAGGAAUGGAAUCCUCCAGCAAACGACAACCAACUGCACGAUGGUCUGAGGCAGAGUGUGGUUCAGUCAGGGAGGUCAGAAGCUGGAGUGGACAGGAUUAGUUCUCAGGUGGUGGAUCCAAAACUAAACCACAUCUUCAGGCCACAAAUAGAACAAGUAAUUCAUGAAUUCCUGGUGGCCCAGAAAGAAGCAGCCGUGCCAGCACUCCCUCCAGAGCCAGAAGGCCAGGACCCUCCAGCUCCGUCUCAGGACACUUCCUAAGAAUAUGCCUGACAGCUUGUGAAAGCGCUAUUUAAUUUUUGGUGAAGAAAUGGAUUCGGUUACAUAAGAGUGCAGUUUCAGAUUGAAGAUAGGCCAAGUUCAUCACUGAGCUCAAGAUUUCCACCUCGACCAUGAGCAGCGACCAGACUGAAAGGGAAGCAAGUUCGCCAGAGAGAAAGUUGACCGUGUCGCCCCCCUGCAUUGCGCUGCCAUUUGGCCAGCCUUUCCAAGGGCAUGACACCAAGCACACACUACAGAGAGGGAAACACUACCGCGACCCAGGAUUGUCCUGAAACAGACAUCUAUACUUGAACUUGGAGACUGCACAUGGAUUUUAGGGUUUGUGCUCUGAGAUAAAUGAAAGCCACAGCGAGAGAACAUAACCAAUCCCAAAGACAAUUUCAAAGAACAAUGACAGUAAAGGUUAACUGGGAGGAAUAUUUGACAGUACUUAUUUGACAUUGUCUCUCAGAGUUGCAAACUAGAUUGUACACAACAUUAGUGUCAGAUAGCUUUAAAGUUGUGACCUUCUUGUACAUGAAUCUUCUAGCCAGUUUCCUUUCCUUUGUAAGAGAUAACAAAGCAUGAAACCCUAGAAUGAGUGAGAAGUUCAGACAUUAGGUAUAAGGAAACUCAUUUGCAGACUCUCUGUCCAAGGCUGCUUCCUGUCUUGCAGGGGCUAGUGAGUCUUGGGUGUGUUUAUGUUAUUCUCACAUUUGUGUUUUAUUUGAAAAGUGGAUGGUCAAUAAAUGGCUUAUCUUUCAACUGCAACAACAAAAAAGAAAUGCAGAUUUACAUCCUUUUCCUCUUUAAGCUCCGUCAGUUUUCUGAUAUUUCUAGAAGGUCAGACACCUGGCAUGGUUUAUGAGGCCCGUGAUAAUGGGGCCCCUGGUCAUCUCUGCUGCCCCAUACACUGUCAUUUCUCAUAUGUCAACCAUGCCCAUGACUAUCCUGGACACCCUGUGUUCCCUCUGCUCACUGUGAAGGGAAUGCCCUCAACCACUCCUACCCUCCUUUAAGACUCAGCGCCUGAGGAGCCACACAUCAUCUAAGCAGGAGUGACAGACUCCUUCCUCUGUGCUCCCAUACAUCUCAUAAGGGAUGACCACCCUUACUAUAGUAGCUAGGUCUAACGAAGCACUUGCUCUAUUGCUCUACAGCUGGCAGGGUACUAAACGCUUAACUUCGCUUACCGUAGUAAGUCCUCAUGAUCUAAUUGAAGAAAUCCUAUCUUUAUUCCCAUUUAUAAAUGUAGAAACCAAAGCUCAGACACUGCCUAAGUGGUGGGGCUGGGGCUGAGCCUGUAUUGAGCACAGAGCCCUCACUUUUAACCCUUUUAACCAUGCUUUUAGCCACACCACCUCACCACAGUGAACUGUCUUUGCUUACAGAUCUGUCAUCUCCACUUAAAUGUGAGCUUCCUCCAGGGUAGGGAUUUGCUUUGUUCAUUUCUUUUCCUUAACCCCAGGACCUAGCACAUCACAGGAGCUCAGCAAUUUGUAGAAAGAAACCAGUUCUGGAUUUGUCUUUUCCAACAUUUAAUUUCUCAGAUAGCAGUAUUUAUCAUCUAAAAAGUGAACAAAAAUUAAUUUUGCAUCUAGUGUCUACAUGUCUAAGCAAGAAAGAGCUUUCUUGUCCCUGGAGGUAUUUUAUCUGUAAUGUUUACCUAUGAGCUAUUUUAAAUGAUUCUUCAAAAUUUAGAGUCCAGAAGGUAGAAGACCAUGUCCUUUCUGAAAAUGUCCCUUCCUUUCCCAGGUACCAGGCUCUUUUUAAAAUUAGCUUCUGAAUAUGAACAACCCAGCUCUUUAAAGUUUAAUGUCCCAGCCAUUUUAAUUGUUUCUUUCAAAGUACAAAAGAGCAGCUGGGCCACAUCGGCACUAAUCACUUGCCAACUUUCCUUUUUACAAAAACAGCUAAGCUCUUUCUGAGAUUUAAAAUCACUCCAUCUGAGACCCCAGCUUGGCACCUAUCUUUGCACUAACAUAAAAGGAACCUAAUUUCUGCUUUUAAGAAAUGUGUUGCGGAAGUGAUUUUUGGUUUGGGGUUUGUUCUCCUUCUUUUUAAAAAUAACGUAAUAAAGUGUAAUACAACUUUUAAAGUUUUUUUUUCCUUUACCAGUUCUCUAUUCUCCUUUUCUACUUGAAUUGUCCUGAGACAGGUUGCCAGAUAAAAUACAGGAUGCUCAGCAAAUGUGAAUUUCAGAGAAACAACAGAUACUCUCCUAGGGCAUGGACCAUGCAAUGUUUGAAACAUACUUGUAUUAAAAAGUUAUUUGUUGUUUAUUUGAAAUUCGAAUUUACUGGUGCCCCAUGCUUUAGUUUGCCAAAUCUGUCAACCAUAGCCUGAAUGCUUCCCGUUCCCACCACGAGUUUGGCAAAUGGAAAAUGCUAACCUAUGCGAUGGACACUGUUGUAUUCUGAAAAUGAAUAUGUAAAUAAAUCAAACCACCAUGA
Molecule: messenger RNA, 3211 nt
Organism: Gorilla gorilla gorilla (western lowland gorilla)
Lineage: Eukaryota; Metazoa; Chordata; Mammalia; Primates; Hominidae
Gene: BOD1L2
Product: biorientation of chromosomes in cell division 1 like 2
Exons: 1
Coding region: 246-758 (170 amino acids)
Source: RefSeq, a predicted model, not a curated record